Messenger RNA from Trichoplax adhaerens, 357 nucleotides. RefSeq lists its product as uncharacterized. Lineage: Eukaryota; Metazoa; Placozoa; Uniplacotomia; Trichoplacea; Trichoplacidae. The transcript has 3 exons. Bases 1 to 357 code for a protein of 118 amino acids. The record is from RefSeq and is a predicted model, not a curated record. Gene Ontology annotation, molecular function: ubiquinone binding; heme binding. Gene Ontology annotation, biological process: mitochondrial electron transport, succinate to ubiquinone; tricarboxylic acid cycle. Gene Ontology annotation, cellular component: mitochondrial envelope; membrane.
AUGGCUGCUCGUAUGUGUUUAAGGAUUGCUAAAUCAGAUAAAAAAGGAUCGCCUGCUUCCAGCCACUGGAAAUCUGAGAGAAUUGUUUCCGUUGCCUUAUUAGCAGCAUUACCGGCUGGUUAUUUAUAUCCUGGAAAUAUCGUCGACUAUUCUUUGGCUAUCCUAAUACCUCCUCAUGUUUAUUGGGGCUUUAAUGGAAUAAUUGGAGAUUACUUACCCAAAUCUCUGGUAGGAGUAACACAAGGCGCGAUCAUGAUUCUUUCUGUUAUGACUUUUAUUGGAUUAGCCUAUUUCAACUAUAGCGAUGUGGGAAUAUGUAAAGCGGUUGAAAUGCUCUGGCAAAUGAAGACAACAUAA